CUCAGGAGUUUCCACAAUAGGAGUUUUGUGUUCUUUAGUCUUUUUCAGGUAUAUAUACAAGUGUUAAAGCAGAGAGGAUGUCAGUUCACCAGUUGGGAACAGCUUGAACAAACCAAACCAGCUAUGGGCAAGGUUAUCUUCUAUGAGGACAGGAACUUCAUGGGGCGCUCCUGGGAGUGCACCGGUGAUUGUGCCGAUAUGCACUCUUACAUGAGCCGCUGUCACUCCUGCAGGGUGGAGAGCGGAUGCUGGAUGGUCUAUGACCGCAACAACUACAUGGGAAACCAGUAUUUCAUGAGGAGGGGCGAGUACGCUGACUACAUGAGCAUGUGGGGCUGGGGCAACAACUGCAUCAGGUCCUGCCGCAUGAUCCCCAUGUACAGAGGAUCUUACAGAAUGAGGCUCUAUGAGAGGGACAACUUCAUGGGUCAGAUGAUGGAGGCGACGGAUGACUGUGAUUCCUUCAUGGAUCGCUACCACUGGUCCAGCGGCUGCAUGUCCUGCAACGUGAUGGACGGCCACUGGCUCAUGUAUGAGUAUCCACACUACAGAGGCAGGAUGUGGUACUUCAGGCCCGGAGAGUACAGGAACUUCAGGGACUACGGUGGCAUGAGGUUCAUGAGCAUGAGGCGCAUCAUGGACUCCUGGUAUUAGAAACAAACUGAACUAAAGUGAAAAUAAAGAUAUUUUGAGUAAAAUCCAGAAAAGUGUAUCAUUGCUCUAUUUGCUCAACCUCUCAAACAGCACCACAAAGAUAGCUGA
This is a messenger RNA of Tachysurus fulvidraco (yellow catfish), 762 nucleotides long. RefSeq names its product gamma-crystallin M2-like. The transcript has 3 exons. NCBI's taxonomy places the organism in Eukaryota, Metazoa, Chordata, Actinopteri, Siluriformes, Bagridae. Gene Ontology annotation, molecular function: structural constituent of eye lens. Bases 124 to 654 code for a protein of 176 amino acids. The record is from RefSeq and is a predicted model, not a curated record. Gene Ontology annotation, biological process: lens development in camera-type eye; visual perception.